AUGUGGUCUCCUCCGACGGCGAGGUUUAUCUUGUUUACGGUGGGGAGAAUGCAUCUCAGGGCGGAGGAUGCGUUGCAGGUCUGGAGCUUUGUUUGGAAAGACCGAUGGGUGCCCAUAGGCAUUAAGGCGUCAACAACGGACCCGUGUGACAGCAGGAGUCACUGCGUCUUCUUUUGGCGUUGCACAGUAAAUUCUUUGGACGGCGCGUUUGGCUCUAAGAACGGUGCUUUGACCUUUGCGCACGGGAACCUCCUUGCCGAGGAGACUGUCCCUGCUGCUUUCAAACUGCAUGCGGAUCGUCUGCUCGUGCAGGCACUGGAGGGUCCGCUGACUGCGUCCCAUUUGCCACGGGAAGCGUUUGCAGUCGGUUCACGGUGCCUGCUGAGCAUCCUUCCACUGGUGUUCCCAAUUCUGACACGGCGCAGUGCGUGGCUGCGGCGCUGGUGGUGUGUGGGCACUGCGGUGCGCCACGCUAGAGGAUGGCCAUCAUGUCGCUGGCGCCAUGCAAUUUGCCCGUCAGUUUUAUUUCACGGACGCAUCGCCGCGCACCUGUUGGCCCAUGCUCUCGGGUUUAACUGCCCGCACACGGCAAGCCACAGCGUGGUGAGGAAUGCUAUUGGUGUGCGCGGCAGAGCGCUGUCGGUGGUGGUGCACUCAGCGAAUGCCGCGAUGGCUGCGAGGGAGCACCACGACUGCGACGACAUUGAUGGCAUGGAGCUGCAGGAUGAAGAUGGGGACGGGAGGACGCUGGAGUCGCACUGGUGGCGGUGCCACGCGAGGGAUGAGUGGAUGGCACCGAUUGGGGGCGCCGGCUGCUGCAGAGGAAGUGCUCCGCACUGA
Trypanosoma cruzi is the source of this 840-nucleotide messenger RNA. RefSeq names its product surface protease GP63, putative. The transcript has a single exon. Lineage: Eukaryota; Euglenozoa; Kinetoplastea; Trypanosomatida; Trypanosomatidae. The record is from RefSeq and is a predicted model, not a curated record. Gene Ontology annotation, molecular function: metalloendopeptidase activity. Gene Ontology annotation, cellular component: membrane. Bases 1 to 840 code for a protein of 279 amino acids. Gene Ontology annotation, biological process: proteolysis; cell adhesion.